AGCCUCAGUCCCACAAUGACCUCAGGUGGACGCGCAGAUCCCUCGGCCACCUACGUCCGACAGCUGGAGACCAAGGUGAAGCUGCUGGAGGGUGACAAGCUCCUCACACAGCAGGCGGGCUCUGGAGAGUUCCGGACGCUGCGGAAAGGCUUCUCCCCGUACCACUCGGAGUCCCAGCUCGCCAGCCUGCCCCCCUCCUACCAGGACGCCCUGCAGAACGGCCCAGCCUGCCCGGUACCCGAGCUGUCCUCACCCCCCUCCGCCGGCUACAGCCCCGCAGGACAGAAGCCCGAGGCUGUCGUGCAUGCAAUGAAGGUCCUGGAGGUGCACGAGAACCUGGACCGGCAGCUCCAGGACAGCUGCGAGGAGGACCUGAGUGAGAAGGAGAAGGCCAUUGUCCGCGAGAUGUGCAACGUGGUCUGGAGAAAGCUGGGAGACGCCGCCAGCUCCAAGCCCUCCAUCCGGCAGCACCUGUCUGGGAACCAGUUCAAGGGGCCUUUGUAGGCCUCUCCUCCGUGGACGUGGACUGUCCCUGCCUGGGAUUCCCAGGGGAGUGGCAGGCCUUCCGGCUGAGCCUCCGUCUUCUUCUUCUGUGAUGAAUUGUACAUAGGAUGCUGCCUGCUGUGGCUCGGCAGCCAUGGGUGUGGCCCCUGCUGGCCGGGCCUCCAUCUCCCACAUCUCACACCAGCAAACUGGGAGGCGAGACGCUGGCUGUCCCCGCAGCACAGCAGCCUGGACGGCCCGUUCCCACUCUGGGCCAAGCUUCAGGCUCGCUGUGCGAGAACGGAAGGCUGCUCUGAGCUGCCCAGCGCAGGGAUCAUGCCAGGCUGCGCCCAGCACCUCACCAAGCCCUCCAUCCGCUGGCUGCCACCACACUGGACAAAGGCCACUGGCAGCUGGACCCGGUGCAGGGGCACCCCUUCCCAUCCACCCGCUGUGACUUGAACGCUGGCUCCCCAAGCACUGAGUCCCGAGAGCCACGGGCAGGGGGGCUUCCCAGGCCCUUCCUCUGGCCUGUGCCCAGCCCCCUCCUGCCAGCUGCCACCUGUUUUUAGUAUCCACCCCCCCCUCGUCCCCCAGUGUCACCCUGCCCUGUGCCAGGUGUGCCCUAUAUUUUGGGGACCCUCCUGCCCAGUGCCUGAGGCAUCUCCGCUUCCAUGGUUCACUCUGGGCCAGGAACACAGGAAGGCUGAGUGCAGAGUCCCCGGCUGAGCCCCACGUGUGCCCCUCUCCGAUGGGUAGCACUGGGUCAUGGCUGGGCCUCCGGUCCACUGUGGUGUCCCCUCUGGAACCUGGCCCCAUCCUCAGUCACUGUGGACAGAGCCGCAUGGCUGCAGUGACAGGAGUUCUGUCCCCCUUGGAAGGAGCCUGACCUGGCUCUGGCUUUAAUUUGCUGUGUGACCUUCAGCAAGUCACUCAGCCUCUUCAGGCCUGUGGUGCAAAGUGAGGUCUCAGGUCCUCUUAGCCGGGCUCAUGGUAGAGGCCAUCACUGUAGUCAGCUGUGCUCCCAGCAUGUGAGCCGAUGGUCACCUGCUGGAGAGGCUGCUGGGGGCCGGGCGGGGGGUGAGGCCCGAGCUGAGUUCUGCUGCCUCCUCCAGGGGCAGUCCCUCUCCUCUCUGAGCCUGUGUCCUCCGAGGGAGCAUGAGGGUCUCCUUGCAGGCUCUGGGGGUCCAAUGAGACCGUCAGUGUAAAUGACCAUGUAUCAGCUGUAAAGUGCAGUAUGUACGUUUUUCACAUUCAUGUGAGGAAAAUGAGGCACAGAGCGGGUAGGCGGUCGGUGGCAUGACAGGUGAGGCCCCAGAACUUGGCAGGCUGGCCAGGCCACACUGUCAAUGCGGUUGCAAGGCCCUGUCCACUCACCCCAUCAGCUCGUCCAUCCUCGGACUCCCAGGUCCUGAGGGCUGCCCGCGGCCUUGUGCGGCUGGUACCGAAGAGCCCGAGGCCAUCUUUGCAUCAGGCAGCCUCGUCCAGGCCCAUGUGAGGGACGGGAACCAGGACCGGGCAGUUCCUACCGUCACCUGCCAUUGGCGCCCUUGGGUUGUACACUCAGGGCAAAGGCUCUCAGUCCUCCUUGUGCCCGAGCGUGUGAGUGGGUGCUGCCCUGGGCAUUACCGGGAGCCGUGGGCUUUCGAAGGCCCUUCCAUCAGGUCGGACGGGAGCUCCCUGUCACAUGGUGGUGGGUGACUCCUGCACCAGGGGGCCACCAGCUGGGGUCAGAGGCCCCCCUCUGGUCGUGGAGUCCAAAGAACCACAAGCGGCCGAGGGGGAAGGGGCCAUCUGGGUGGGCUCCAUGUCCGGUAGCCCAUUUGCCAUGUUUGGAUCAGGUCGGCUUUGCCACGUCUGAAAAUAAGCAAUAAGGAAGGCCUCCUGGUACCUGCAGACGCUGCACAGCGGCCUGGGGACAGAGUCACAGGGAAGUGACCCUGUCCCCGGACUGCGGAGAUGUCCAGGGAGGAGGUGGAGCGGGCCGUGGAGACCUUCCUGCCCGUCCCUGAACCAACCCUGUGUGGGACGGCUUUCAGGGAUGGAACUGUACCUGUGACAGCCAUCUCCCAACAUAAUAUGCUGUUAGAAAAGCCAGCAGCAGAGCAGCGCUGCCUGACCCCACUGGGUCGUUCGCAGUUGCAGGGGAGCUCACAAGCUGGGGGGCUCCCAUGGGCCUCACUACCGGGGCAGCCAGGGGCGUGCCAGCUCUGCCACUAACAGGUGUGUAGGUGACAAUGGGUGACCGUCCGCCCCUGGAGCCUCAGCUUUGAGCUCAGGGUGGGAGGGGUGUGCUGACCUGGGUGUCCUUUCAUAAAGGCCCCUUUGCUUUCCAAACCCUCCGCUUCUAGAUCCCGCAGCCACGGGGACACCUGCGCCGUGGCCUGUUCCCACUGUGACGGAGCCCACCCUCAGCCUUCCCCGGGGGCCAGGCCCAUCCUGGGAUCGCCAUCUGCUGGCCACUCUUCAUGGUGGUGCGUUUUUAUCCAGAAGUGAUUAGCUACACAUCAGUGUUUAAAGAGAAAAAGUGACCUUUUUUUUCUUGAAAACUUGAGAGGAAACAAAAUACUACUGAUUUUUUUUUUUUUUAAGAAACAGUGCAUGACUGCGGAGCGGGAGAGGUGUAUAUUUUCAUAAUGUGGGAGACUGGGCUGCUCUGGACCUGGCGGAACGUCUGGUUCCCGUCCCCGGGCCGCAGCCAUGCUCUGUCUUCUGUAGGACGUGACCUCCUGAGAACGGCCAGCCCUGCCCUGCCCGGCUCGGUCCAUUUCUACCUUCUAUUGAACCACUUUGAUUUGGGGAGAGAAAAAGAAAUAGAACUUUUUGAUAGUGUGGUAAAAACAUUGAACUAUUUUAGUAAAAGGUAACAGAGAAGACUGUGACAGUGUAUACUUUGCGCUAGAUAAAUAAAGGCUCUUUGCAAGCCUC
Myotis brandtii (Brandt's bat) is the source of this 3411-nucleotide messenger RNA. RefSeq names its product coiled-coil domain containing 85C (gene CCDC85C). The transcript is spliced from 6 exons. Lineage: Eukaryota; Metazoa; Chordata; Mammalia; Chiroptera; Vespertilionidae. The record is from RefSeq and is a predicted model, not a curated record. Gene Ontology annotation, cellular component: apical junction complex. The coding region runs from base 16 to 504 and encodes 162 amino acids.